AUGCUCCCCCCCUCCGCUUCCGCUUCCGGGGCGGGCGGAAAGAUGGCGGCGGUCGGUGAGGAGGCAGAGGCGGCGGACUGGGCGCUGCCGAUGGAGGCGGAAGUGCUGGAGUCCAUCUACCUGGAGGAACUGCGGGUGGUGCGGGGCCGUGGCAGGUGGGAGCCCUGGGAGAUCAGUAUCACCCUGCAUCCCGCCACGGCCCAGGACCAGGACUCCCAGUACGUCCGCUUCACCCUGGUGCUCUCCGUGCCCCCCCAGUAUCCCAACAAAACUCCGGAAAUCUCAAUCAGGAAUCCACGGGGGCUGUCAGAUGAGCAAAUUCAAAAGAUUUCCCAGUCCCUCAGAAGCAUUGCUGAAGCCAGGCUGGGGACGGAGGUGCUCUACGAACUGAUUGAGAAAGGAAAGGAGAUUCUCACUGACAACAAUAUUCCUUAUGGCCAGUGUGUGAUCUGCCUCUAUGGAUUCCAGGAGAGAGAAGCCUUCACAAAGACCCAGUGCUACCACUACUUCCACUCCCACUGCCUGGCCCGCUAUGCCCAGCACAUGGAGGAGGAGAUCCUCGCGCAACAGGAGGAGGCAGAGCAGCACCAGGCACCAUCCUCCAAACAGGAAGUUGGUGUGCAGUGCCCUGUCUGCCGGGAGACCCUGGUCUACGAUCUCUGUGCUCUGAAGGCAGCACCGCCCCCACAGCACCCACUGGAGCCAUACAGGCCAGAUGCCAAAACGCUGCAACACCAAGAAGAACUGCGCUUAAUUUUCAAGAGACAGCAACAGAAAGGGGGAAUCAUUGACCCUGAAGCAGAGAGGAACCGUUACUUCAUCAGCCUUCAGGCGCCUCCAGCUGCUGUCAGUCCAAGCCAAGGGGCUGCUGCCUCUGAGCCACUGGUGAGUGCAAGUGCUGUGGGUGCACCCCAGCCACCCAGCCAAGCCUUGGCUCCAGAGCCAGCUGGGGCACUGGAGGCCAGGGCAGAACCCAGGCAGCCUGAGAGGCCUGCUGUGCCCAGGGAGCAGCAGAGCAAGAGGGAAAGGCAUAGAGGGGAAAGGCCAGGCCCCAGAGGCCAGGGCAGGCAGUCAUGCAGCAGCUUGCAGGAACCAGCGGAGGAAGCCUGUCAUCUGCUCCACGGCUCAAGGGGGCCCAGGGGAUUCAGCCGAAGACCUGAGCGGAGACCUGGUGGGAGGCACAGCCAGGAGUUUCCAAAGCCUCACAACAGAAGCAGGGCUGCCACCUUGGCUGAAAGAAAGGAGUUGUGCGCCGAAGACUCCUCACCAGCAACAGAGGCAGUGGACUUGAAAGAGGAGCACUGUGAUGUGGAGAGAUGGACCCCAAAGGAGGAGGCUGAGGCCCAGGGCAGGGAGAAGGAGAACCUGGCAUUCAACCGCAGUGACCACAGAGCAGCCCCCAGCUGGCAGGGCCACCACAGGCCCUGGGAUUGCGGGAGGUGGGAGAGGUCCAGGGUCCAGGAGCGUGGUUCCUACCCCAGAGCGCCGAGAGGGCGAGGGGCUUUCAGGCCCAGUGGACGUCGAGAAGCCCAUCUCCUUGAGAAGGAGAAUGGCUCCUAGCAGGAGUGGUGAGGGGCUGGGCUGGGGGAGGGAGGUGUGUUUCUGGGGGGAGCAGUGAAGGCUCUGGUGGAGCAGUAGCAAGCAGAUGCUGUACCUGUUGGGAGGGAGGAGGCAGUUGGCAUGUGCACAGCUUGAGACAGGCAGUGUCUCCAGGGUACAUGCAGAGUGAAGCAUCCUGGUGUGAGCGGCUGGCUGUCACCAGCGUUGGAGAAGCUGACUCCUGACAGAUCAUGUCAGCCUUGGUCUCGGAGGGCCCAGGGGACAGAGGAAGCCUUGACCAGGGACCUGCAGCCAUCAUCCCUGUAUGUGAGCUGCCGAGAAAUGCACAUACCUACAGAGCAAAUGGACUGAGCCCAGCUUGAUGCGAUAGCAGAGCCAGACUUGUGGCAGGACCUCCCCUGGAAGACAGCAUCCCAGCAGAGCAGUGGUGGUGCCAAGAGAUGAGGCUGUGCCAGUGCAGCAGCCUGGAGCUCAGCUUGCUGUGUCCCCAAGUCCUCAGAGUACUUUCUCAACUGCUGUCCCUGUCCCUUGGAGGCAACAUUGCUUCUCCUGCAGCCCUGACUGCUGCUCAGCCGAUGGGCUUCGCCAGGCAAGUCCUUUGUAUGACAAGACACUUCCCAGUCCCAGGCAGGAGAGCUAAAUUAAGGUUAAGGCAACACAUUGGCAGGUCAGGGCUGUCUGGUGGCUGAGGCUUUGGGUUGGCUCCUGCUCCCCCAGGAAGCUUGAAUCUAGCCAGAGCUCCUGCCCUGUCCUUCAGCUGCUUUUGUGCAGUCAGAAGCUGAUGGGGGAGACCUAGGAGGAGCACUCUGCUCUGCGACCUGUAUCUGCUGGGAUCCCCCUCUAAGGCCAGGCUGUUUCUUGGAGCUCCUGACAGCCUGGAGUGAAGACACGCCCCAGUACUUUGGAUAAUCUUACCCUCCUUUCAUCUUCAAGAUGACCUUGCCCCAAAGAAAUGAGGAUUUGCUGUUUAAACUAACUUGGUGCAGUUCCUUCUGCUGCUGCUUCACAGAUGUAAACAGUGUCCCGCUCCAGAACCCUGCCAGGUGAUCCCAAGCCUCUGAAGUGGGACACUGCUAUUAAAUUUAUUUGUUGGGUUUUCUCCAGA
This is a messenger RNA of Phalacrocorax carbo (great cormorant), 2665 nucleotides long. NCBI's taxonomy places the organism in Eukaryota, Metazoa, Chordata, Aves, Suliformes, Phalacrocoracidae. The record is from RefSeq and is a predicted model, not a curated record.